Zophobas morio is the source of this 1320-nucleotide messenger RNA. RefSeq lists its product as uncharacterized. The transcript is spliced from 7 exons. Bases 1 to 1320 code for a protein of 439 amino acids. Gene Ontology annotation, biological process: glutathione metabolic process. Gene Ontology annotation, molecular function: glutathione transferase activity. NCBI's taxonomy places the organism in Eukaryota, Metazoa, Arthropoda, Insecta, Coleoptera, Tenebrionidae. The record is from RefSeq and is a predicted model, not a curated record.
AUGGCACCUACUCUCUACAUGCUGGACGCUAGCCCUGCCGUAAGGGCCGUCCUCAUGACCGCAAAAGCGAUAAACCUUCAACUGAACCUCAGAGACAUAGAUUUCUUCCAGAAGGAGCAACUCCAACCAGAGUUUCUCCAGAUGAACCCUCAACACACCAUCCCUACGCUUGUGGACGACGACGGCUUCGUCGUCUGGGAAAGUCAAGCCAUAAUGGCCUACUUGGUGGAAAAGUACGCCAAAAACGACGACUUGUACCCCCACGACCCGAAGAAACGCGCAAUCGUCAACCAGAGGAUGCACUUCAACACGGGAGUGGCGUUCUUCCACAUGAGGAACAUAGCGAAAGCUAUUCUUUGGUACUACGAAAGUCGGGUACCGGAGAAGGAGAGACAAGGCGCGGUUGAAGCCUAUGGUUUCUUGGAAACAUUUCUAGACGGAAAUGAGUGGGUGGCUGGAGAUUUCGUCAGCAUUGCCGACUACAGUCUGAUUGCUACUCUGAGUACUCUAAAUACGGUGGUACCAAUUGAAUACGACGAGUAUCCAAACGUGGUGGCUUGGAUGGUGCGGUGCGAGAGUCUCCCUGGGUACCCAGCCAACAAAAAAGGGUUAAAAGCAGCCAAAGAGGUCUUCAAAAUCAGAAUGUCAAAAACACUUUUUUCUCACUCAAUGGCUCCUACUUUGUACAUGAUUGACCCCAGCCCUCCCGCUAGGGCUGUAAUGAUGACCGCCAAAGCCAUCAACCUGGACCUAAACCUAAAAGAAGUCGACUUUUUCAACGAAGAACACCUGAAACCUCCAUACCUCAAAAUGAACCCUCAACACACAAUUCCGACUCUCGUAGACGACGAUGGGUUCACGAUUUGGGACAGCCACGCCAUCAUGAUCUAUCUCGUGUCUAAAUACGCCAAAGACGACUCUCUUUACCCCACGGAUUUGAAAAAACGGGCUCUGAUAGAUCAACGUCUGCAUUUUGAGUCUGGAGUAGUCUUUGCCUAUUUGAGGAGAAUCGCACGACCUAUCGUUCUUGGUGGUCAAACUUUCAUAGAACCGAAAAAUAAAGAGGGUGUGAUAGACAGUUACGGUUUUCUGGAUGCUUUUCUAGAAGGUCGUGAUUGGGUGGCUGGAGAUUCUGUCUCUGUCGCUGAUUUUAGUUUGUUGUCGUCGGUUGGCACUCUCGCAAGAGUUAUUCCAGUCGACGAAACGAAGUUCCCAAGGGUCGUUGCAUGGUUAAAUCGAUGCCAGAAGCUUCCAGAGUACGAAGUCAACAAAACUGGAGAAAAAGCGAUGGCGGAUUUCCUUUUGAGCAAAUUAGAGUAG